UAGAGGUUUACUUCCGGUAUAAAGUUAUGAUCGUAGGAUUGAUGCGCAUCGGCAAGGAGCGAAACGACCCUCCCAAGGGAUGGGUCCUGACAGUGAGGCAGGCUCCUCUGUGCCCUGGAGGAAGGUGCUGUGGGAGCGUCAGCCGUUCCCUGAUAACUAUGUGGACCAGCGCUUUCUGGAGGAGCUACGCCGAAAUGAGGGCCUGCAUAAGUACCACUACUGGGCUGUGGUGAAAGAAGCAGGCAUUGUGGGACAGCAGCUGUCUUGUGUUGCCAUUUUUAUAACACUAUGGCUUUACAUGGAGCAGGGUUCACUCCUCCCUGAGACACUCUUGUGGACCAGCCUGUUGAUUGCACUGCUGGGCUAUGGACUUCAUCAGCUUUUAAUCACUAAACAUGGGUUGGACUGCAAGCCACGGACACAUCUGGCAAAUUUACAAAGUGCCACUAUUUUCUUGUCUUUCACUUUUGGUUUCUCUCCAGUUCUGAAGACAUUAACUGAAUCUGUGAGCACAGAUACAGUCUAUGCCAUGUCUGCAAUGAUGCUACUCGCCCACCUGAUUUCAUUCCCUUACACCCAGCCGUCUCCUCCAGGCAGCCUCUCUCUCAAUGCAGCUCUGUUUGCUUCUGUGUGUUUGGCUUCCAGGCUGCCUGGAGCUCUGCAUACUUUUGCCAUGCUAAGCUGUGCUAUCCUGGUGUUUGCCCUGUGGCCCUGUUUGUUACAGAAGAUGAGGGAGAGGACUCCUCAUCACUUCACUGUGGUCUGUGUUGGAGUGUGUCUAGGAGGGGUAGUAGGGUUGGGAUCACAGUCUUGUUCUGGAGCCAUGCUUCUGACCAUGGCCUUAUUAAGUGUGACACUGCUCUGCCCCAUUUUGCUUGUCAGACUACAGCAGCAAAAGGACAAUAUUUCUGGACCAUGGGAUGAAGCUGAAAUCCAUGAUGAUAUAAGGCAGUUUGCUCACUGAUGGAAUAAGAUGGCCUUUAAUCUAACUUAAAUAAAUGUCACCCUAAAUGUCACAUACUACAGUACUUAUACAGGUGCUACCUACAGGUAUCUUUGAAUGUGAGAUUUUACAGUAGCAUACUUUGUAUAUCUCGCAUGAUGGGGCCUAAAUAAUUGUGUGCUGUUUUGUAUAAAUUUUAUAUUUUAUUUAUUUGUAAAGGGACAGCACAUAUUAGCCACGUUGGCUAAAUUAGACACAUUUAGCCAACGUGGCUAAUUUCCAUCUUCAGUCCCUCAGCAGGUUGAUGUUAAACAGUCUACAGGACAGGGAAAACACAGCAACAAUCAGAAGUAAAUGUAACACACCAGCACACAUACAACACACACUAUACACACAAUUAUAAGAACAGUUCAUUUGAAAUCAGAAGUUAAAACCAACAACCCCUUAAUAUAAAAUGUAAUUUUGUUAUAAAUGGAGAAAUAUUUGACCCUCGAACAAACACUGUUUUAAAGCUUUGGAAAAUGCUGCAGUGUUGAGAGCUGUAGUAUAUGAGCAGCAGUGUGUUUCACCUAUGGCCUGCUCCAUGAGCAAAAGAGAGAUGUUCAAAAGCACUUUUCCUAAACGGCACAGAGCAGUCACCUCCAGAACCUGCUCUUGUUGUUAAAACCAGUAAUGUCUCUUUAUGCAGCUCUGCAGGGAUGGGGACACUGUCCUUUGGUCCAGUCUGAAGUCUGAUCACUGGCCUUGGGUGAAGGGAGUAGCCUAAACUGAGCCCCCAAACACAUGGACCAGUCAUCACCAAUGAUCUGUGCUGUUCAGAUGUCAUGAUUUUAAAGCGUAAUAAAACCUGUGAUUCAAGAG
Messenger RNA from Periophthalmus magnuspinnatus, 1804 nucleotides. RefSeq names its product phosphatidylinositol glycan anchor biosynthesis, class C (gene pigc). Lineage: Eukaryota; Metazoa; Chordata; Actinopteri; Gobiiformes; Gobiidae. Gene Ontology annotation, cellular component: glycosylphosphatidylinositol-N-acetylglucosaminyltransferase (GPI-GnT) complex; membrane. The record is from RefSeq and is a predicted model, not a curated record. The transcript is spliced from 3 exons. Gene Ontology annotation, biological process: GPI anchor biosynthetic process. The coding region runs from base 80 to 964 and encodes 294 amino acids.